AUGCCUCAGAGCCCUGCCAUUGUCACGGCCACUGCGGCUAUUGCCAGAGAGCGUGCUGGUCGCAUUGGCCCGGGUCGCCAUCCGCGCCAUCCUCGCCCUGCCCUCCCUGAUGACGCUCCUGACGUCCAUCCUGCUCGCCCCCGCGAAAACAAAAUUGAUGUUGAGGUUGAUACCCGCCUUCCUUCCGCCGCCAUCUUUACUUUCCACAAGGAAGACCACACGCUUGGCAACAUGCUGCGCCAGCGUCUCCUGAAGACUGCCCAUGUGAUCUUUGCUGCUUACCGCGUUCCUCACCCGCUGACCCCCGAGUUCCAGCUGCGUGUCCAGACUGACGGUGAGAUCACCCCUCGUCAGGCCGUCAUCAACGCCUCCCAGGCUCUGAUCAAGGACCUGGGUAUCUUAUCUCGAGAAUUUACCAAGGAGUACGAGCUUCGCAAGGCUGCCAACGCCGCCAAUCAGCAACAGCAGCAGAACACCGUUGAGUAA
This is a messenger RNA of Penicillium mononematosum, 486 nucleotides long. Its product is annotated as DNA-directed RNA polymerase II core subunit RPB11. Gene Ontology annotation, molecular function: protein dimerization activity; DNA binding. The transcript has 4 exons. Gene Ontology annotation, biological process: transcription by RNA polymerase II. Lineage: Eukaryota; Fungi; Ascomycota; Eurotiomycetes; Eurotiales; Aspergillaceae. The coding region runs from base 1 to 486 and encodes 161 amino acids. The record is from RefSeq and is a predicted model, not a curated record. Gene Ontology annotation, cellular component: RNA polymerase II, core complex.